This is a messenger RNA of Dicentrarchus labrax (European seabass), 2246 nucleotides long. RefSeq names its product DnaJ heat shock protein family (Hsp40) member B11 (gene dnajb11). The transcript has 10 exons. Gene Ontology annotation, cellular component: endoplasmic reticulum. Gene Ontology annotation, molecular function: misfolded protein binding. Gene Ontology annotation, biological process: protein folding; protein maturation. The record is from RefSeq and is a predicted model, not a curated record. Lineage: Eukaryota; Metazoa; Chordata; Actinopteri; Moronidae. The coding region runs from base 121 to 1203 and encodes 360 amino acids.
GCCGACGUCCAGUGGGUGGGCUCUCUCUGACAGGAGGAAGAAGCCUUGUGACUGGCAGCGGGAUCCAACCUUCAAAAGCCGGCUGUUCGUUUUCUACUUCUUUUACAAACACUGGGAUCUAUGGCUCACAAAGGGAUGAAUCUGUGCAAUGUAUGCUGCCUGCUCCUGUACAUGAUCUCGGCGGUGCUUGCGGGGCGAGAUUUUUAUAAGAUCUUGGGGGUGACCAAGAGUGCAUCAAUCAGGGACAUCAAGAAGGCCUACAGAAAGCUGGCUCUCCAGUUACACCCCGACAGAAACCCGGACGACCCCAAAGCUCAAGACAAAUUCGCAGACUUGGGGGCAGCUUAUGAGGUUCUCUCAGAUGAGGAGAAAAGGAAACAGUACGACGCUUACGGGGAAGAUGGACUCAAAGAGGGUCACCAUGGCUCACACAACGAUAUCUUCUCCAGCUUCUUUGGUGACUUUGGGUUCAUGUUUGGAGGCAACCGGCAGCAACAGGACAGGAACAUCCCCAGAGGAAAUGACAUUGUACUAGACCUGGAGGUCACACUUGAAGAGGUGUACUCUGGGAACUUUGUUGAGGUUGUACGUAACAAACCUGUAGCCAAAGAAGCCCCCGGUAAGAGGAAGUGUAACUGCAGGCAGGAGAUGAGGACAACGCAGCUCGGACCUGGCCGCUUCCAGAUGACUCAGGAGAUGGUGUGUGAUGAGUGUCCUAAUGUAAAGCUGGUAAAUGAAGAGAGGACCUUGGAGGUUGAAAUCGAACAGGGAGUGAGAGAUGAAAUGGAGUACCCUUUCAUUGGAGAAGGGGAACCUCACAUCGAUGGAGAACCUGGAGAUCUACGUUUCCGCAUCAAAGUGUUGAAACAUCCUGUGUUUGAACGCAGAGGAGAUGACCUGUACACCAACGUCACAAUAUCCCUGGUGGAGGCACUGGUCGGCUUUGAGAUGGACAUUGUACAUCUGGACGGACACAAGGUCCAUAUAGUGAGAGAUAAGGUCACUAAGCCCAGUGCUCGAAUGUGGAAGAAAGGAGAGGGUCUGCCAAACUUUGACAACAUCAACAUCCGAGGUUCCCUCAUCAUCACCUUCGAUGUGGAGUUUCCUCAGACACAGCUCGACGACCAGCAGAAAGAUGGUAUUCUGAGUCUCCUGAAGCAGGGCUCUGUGCAGAAGGUUUACAAUGGGCUACAAGGAUACUAACACACUGAUGGACACAGCCUGGACUGAGUUAUCUGCCACACACACACACGCACGCACACACACAUCUUCAAUCAACGGGAGGGUGCUCUGUAAUUCUGGCCAGGGUGUAUUUAUUAUUUUCAGACUGUUCUCAGGAUGGCUUGAAUCCAAUUAGUUUUUAUUGUUCUACGUUUUGACAGCAGAUGUUUGAUUUGAAGUGUAUAAAACGGAAAGGAUGCCAUGUCUUUUGUUGUAUGUUUUUUGUCCCUGCAUUAUGUUGUAAUAAGCCUUUGGUUAUUUUAAAAUUCACCUAUUUCUACUCAGUGUCUGUCUACUAAUGUGUGGACCACUGUACCUCUCUGGAGACACUCAUUCACUACAUCUGCUGAUGGUGCAGUAGCUCAUCUACUGACAAACUGGACAUCUGAAGAAGAAAAUCCCCUACCAACUUUUGAUCAACUCUCAGCCUGUGAGACCACCUGCUAUUUUUAUUAGUUUUCUGAAUGUAACAGCUCCAACCUGUUGACUGAUGAAACUGGUUUUUUUUGCUCUGGUCAGACUCCUGUUCAAUAAUACUUUGUAAAUAGGGAAGAACAAAGCUCAUCUGUUUGUUGUGUUUUAGUUUUCCUAAUUUAUGUUGCCUCUUACUUGUCUGUUUGCAUUUGACACAUUGUGACAGGAGCGCUGUGGGCACAUUGCACAGCCCCCAGGUUCACUGUGACAAGAGUUGACCUCUUGGGUGAAACAGUGAAGUUUUAUUGUUUUGGAGGAGUGGGGGGCAGUUUAUACAUCCUCCGCACCACUGUAGAAAAGAUUUAGUUUCACACACCUUUGACACUCAAAGGGACUUCAGACAGCAUCCCUCUUGCUGUUCCCGACUGGCGAAACUUUUUUCUUUUUUUAUUUCCCCCAUGUGUCUGUUUUUACAGUCGACUGCAAACGCUGCCUCCCAAUUUUAUGAGUAUCAUGGCCUUAAAUGUGAAUUAUUUGGCCAUUUUUACUGAGUGCGCCAGGGGUUAAUGUACUUUUGACUGACUCUUAAUAAAGAUUUCUACAAAUUCUGA